AUGUACGAAUGCCUGUUCGGUUUUACACCUUUUGCGUGCGACGAUCGCCAUCAAACCAAGCUCAAGAUCCUGCAGCACAAGAAAACCUUGGUGUUUCCGCAGCCGGACGGUGUUCCGGAACCGAGCAUGGAAGCAUUGGACCUCAUGAUGCAGAUCCUUGUAGAGAAGGAGAAACGCCUCUGCAGCCGUCAGUAUGAGCACAAUGACUUCACCAGGAAGGUUGUUGGCGGCCGACUUGUCCGAUGUGUUGCGGACAAGGCUCAUCAAAACUAUCAGGGAUAUUUUGUCUACCCUAGUGAUGCAGAAGAUAUCAAGCGCCAUGCAUGGUUUGCGAAAAUGGACUGGGACACUUUCUACCGGCAACGUCCGCCUUAUCAGCCUCGUGUUAGAGAUUGGGAAGACACCAAAUACUUUGAUGACGAAGAUCCCAUCUCCGACAUUGAUUCUGCGACGACAUUGGACGAAGGUGGUCUCGCUGCCGAAGUGGAAACUGCCGCUCAAGAUCCAAAUCCGAAGCGCAAGACUACCCAAGUGAGCCAUCACCACGCAGAAGUGCAGAACAUUGUCCCGUCCACUGCCAUAAAACUUCCUCCUCUCCAGGACUGUCUUGAACUCGGUCUGAACGAUACUGCAGCGAAAAACAAUGGGCUGAAAAAUCCUCUCAUGCAACCACGGGUGAAUGGGUGCCCCACUACCGGAGCCACGCUUGUGGAAACGGGUCACCAUGGUGAAGGGGCUCUAGCGACAGUCAGCGCAGAGAACGUCAAACCCAAGGCAAGGAAGAGGGAAUUGAAGAGGCCCAGGGACAUCAUCUUACGGGACCCUGCUACAGGCGCGCCAGCUUUGGAGACUCGGAAACUCGGCGCUUUCAUGGGUUAUGAGUAUCGCCAGCCUGCGAUGGCUGAGGAUAUUAUAGAACAGGUAAUUGCCGAGGAGAUGGAAGGGAACAAAAUCAAAACGUUUCGGCCAGGAUGUGAUCAGCAGGAUCCCGACCUAACCUACGAGAGGCAGGUGUUCAUGGAUGCCGGUGGGCACUUGUCUCCCCGUUAUCGCGCCGGGCUGAUGUGA
Messenger RNA from Fonsecaea multimorphosa CBS 102226, 1068 nucleotides. RefSeq lists its product as uncharacterized. Gene Ontology annotation, cellular component: cytoplasm; cytoskeleton. The coding region runs from base 1 to 1068 and encodes 355 amino acids. Gene Ontology annotation, biological process: actomyosin structure organization; peptidyl-threonine phosphorylation. Lineage: Eukaryota; Fungi; Ascomycota; Eurotiomycetes; Chaetothyriales; Herpotrichiellaceae. The record is from RefSeq and is a predicted model, not a curated record. The transcript has a single exon. Gene Ontology annotation, molecular function: ATP binding; protein serine/threonine kinase activity.